AUGUCAAAAUCACAAAUGUUAUCAUUUUUAUCAUUAUAUAUUGAUAAGAAGACCAGUGCUAACAUUCUAGAAGUGCGUAUUAUCUACCUUUGCAAAUAUGCAUUUUUAAUAAUCUUUCUUUAUGUUUUAGUGGAUAAAGUGUCAUUGUAUGUAAUAAAUGGUGUUUAUGAACAGCAUAAAGGAAAAAAUCUGAAUCUCAUUGAUAAGAAUGUGUUAGAUGAUAUUGUAUCUGAUAUCUAUUUUGCGGUCCAAAAAGAGCACUCAGAUUUAACCUUUGAUGGGGAAAUAGUAUCUAACGUUUUGGUUCAGUUAUUGGGCCAAAUAUUUUCAAAGUAUACAAAUAAACAAAUCAACUUGAGAUCUGCGCUUAAUGUCAUUGCUUGUUUAUCAUGUGAUAGACUUCGUGUACGACUGGGUUACAUGUUCCAGUUAAAUUGUCUUAAUAAUGAACUUGGAUUAACAAAAGAAUGUCUUAGAAAUUUUUUAAGGGAUCUAAGUUUAUUACUGAACUUUUUAUCAGAAAAAAGUUUAUUUGAGUCUUCAUCCAUAAACAAUAUUAUUGAUAAUUGUUUCCAAAAUUUAAACAACCCAAAUUGUAUGACUGAAGCUGACUUCAUGAAAUGGUUUAUGACUGAGCCACCAGUAUUAGAAUGGUUACAAAUAUUGUAUAGAAUAAAAAUGGCAGAAAAUGUCAACCAUGAAGUGAACUGUAAAGUUUGCAAAUUACCUGUGAAAGGUUUACGCUAUUUUUGUUUAAAAUGUGUAAAUUAUAAUCAGUGCCAAAACUGUUUUCUGAUUGGCGCCACUAAUAAAAAACAUAAAUUAAAGCAUGCUAUGCAAGAAUAUUGUUGGCUGGAAACACCUCAACAGUUAUACACACAAUACUUAAAGUCCUAUUUGGGAAGAAUUUUUGGUAUAACAUCAAAAAUUCGAUAUCUUCCUGUUGAGAUGCCUAUUGAUGUUAUUGAAACAAAACAAAAUGUUAAAGAAUUCAGUACUAUUUCAAUUGAUUCCAUCUCAGUCAAAUCACCUCGUCAAGAAUUGCAGAGUGUUAUAUCACAAAUAGAAAGAGAAAAUAGACUGUUGGAGAUUGAAGUCAAUACUUUGAAACGAGGUGAUUCUCAGUUUGAAGCGUUUUUAGACCAACACCGGAGCAAAAUCGAAAGACAGUUGAUACGUCUAAAACAAUUAAAGAACCAUUUGAGUGGUACGUUCGGACGCGGAAAGAUGAAGCGUAUGCAGAGCACGCCGCUCAUCAUGUCGAGACCGGACCGUAAAGGUGAUGGAAUCGCCGCGGUCAAUCUGAGCCCGAUAUUUUCUGCCGAUGCGUCGUCGCGCUCCGUGCACAGCUGUACUGGUCUGGAUGCACUCAGCACGUUGUACGGCGAGAAGACGGUGGCCAGAGAAGGCUUGGUCACCGAACCUAACGAGUUUUCUUACUGGCUGGGCCCGAAAAUUGCCGCCUCCAAGAACCGAGAAUUGGACGGAACUUAUAUCGAAAAACCUGCAGAGCACAGCGACAAAGAAAACGACACUGCGGCGGCCGUUUCCGUAGUAUCAGACAGGCCCGAGCCCGAACCUCCGUCGUCGGUCUUAUCCGACAUCCUGAACAGACCGUCAGGUGGUGGAGGCGGGCCAAAGUCUCCUGACAAAAUUUCCAUUACUGUCAACAAACAGUCGUCGGUGUGGCUCAACGCGAGUAGAGACUACGCCAGAGAGCCAACUGACGACAAAGACAUGGACGAAUUGCAUACCGAAUUAGAUAAGAUUUUGGACCAGUUACAGAAACUCGUGACUUAG
Messenger RNA from Macrosiphum euphorbiae (potato aphid), 1800 nucleotides. The record is from the annotation of a GenBank genome assembly. NCBI's taxonomy places the organism in Eukaryota, Metazoa, Arthropoda, Insecta, Hemiptera, Aphididae.